GUGUGCGCGCAUCGCGCAUGAGAAUUCACCUCAUAGAUUCUAGUCUAAUGUGCCUGCAAAUCUUCCAAGCAGUCUAGAUUUUCCGGGCUCUUGUUUUUGCAUUUGAUGAUCUCGAGGCAUAUUGCCUAAAAUGGUUAGCUCUAACUCCCCAGUCGGGAAAUAUGGUCCCUGCAGCGGUGGAUCCGAGCCAAAGACUUGCCGUUUUGGGCAUCUAGAAGGGAUUUUCCUUCUCAUCCUCAUCUUUGGAAUGGUUCUGGCGGCAUCUCGACGCGAUUUCCAUCAAAUGGUAUCGCUCCUGUGAGAGUCUGGAACAGAUUGUGGCGUUAAGCAGAGCUCUAUAAGUGCAAGCAUUCUGUCCGCCUACCGCAAUCAUGUUCAUCGACGCAUCAGCCUCAGAGAUCGUGGUGUUUGUUCCUGGACAGCGUUCUUGAUAUCUCAAAUAUGGCGCCCCCAAGUCGAGUCAAGACCCAUGAUGACCAGCCCCACCGACUACACACAACGACAUCCAUACGGGAAGCUGAUCCACUGGAUCUACCUUAUCGCGAAGUGAACGAUGCCGCCAACAUGGAAGAAUAUACCACGGAAACAGCCACGGGAGAGAUCAUCAAACCAGUUCGAUCUGCUCUGACAGGAGUCGAGGAAGAAUGGAAGCUCGUCACCUUCAGCAUUGAUGACCCGGAGAAUCCCAAGAACUGGUCAAAAGCAUAUAAGUGGUACUGCACCAUGGUGGUUUCCUUCACUUGCUUCGUGGUCGCCUUCGCCAGCAGUGUCGUUACCGCAGAUAUCGAAGGACCCUCGGAAACCUUUGGUGUCUCGAAUGAGGUCAGUCUUCUGGUAGUGACCGUCUUUGUUAUUGGUUUUGGUGUGGGUCCUAUGGCAUUCGCCCCGCUCUCUGAAAUGGUCGGCCGCAGGCUCGUCUAUGCAGUCACCAUGCUCUUGGCUGUGAUCUUUGUCAUUCCAUGCGCCGUCGCUCCCAACAUCGCCACACUCAUUGUUUGCAGAGCUAUCGAUGGAAUCGCUUUCAGCGCGCCCAUGACGCUAGUGGGCGGCACACUGUCGGACUUGUGGAAAAAUGAGGAGCGAGGGAUCCCCAUGGCAGCUUUCUCGGCUAGCCCCUUUCUCGGGCCUGCGAUCGGACCUCUGGCUGGUGGCUAUCUUGCCGAUGCAACAAAUUGGAGAUGGCUAUACUGGUUGCAGCUCAUUCUUGCCUUUGUGGCCUGGGUGCUGAUCACAUUCACUGUCCCCGAGACAUAUGCGCCGACUCUGCUGAAGCGAAGGGCGAAGAAGCUGAGAAAGCAAAAGGACGACCCCAGCUACGUCACCGAAAUGGAGCUUGAUGCUCGACCGCUGGCAGAGAAGCUUCGACUGACUCUCUACCGACCCUUGCAACUUCUGUGUCUGGAGCCUAUUGUUUUGUGUAUCUCUCUCUACAUGUCAGUGCUUUACGGCCUGCUGUACAUGUUCUUCAUCGCCUAUCCGGUCGUCUACCAGGAUGGCAAAGGCUGGAGUGCUGGCUCCACCGGUCUCAUGUUCAUCCCUCUUGCGAUUGGCGUUCUGAUGAGCUCGGCAUGCGCACCGUUCGUGAACAAGCACUACUUGUCGCUGUACCAAAAAUAUGGUGGAAAGCCUCCCGCCGAAGCUCGCCUAAUCCCCAUGAUGUAUUCCUGCUGGCUUGUUCCGAUCGCACUAUUCAUUUUUGCUUGGACCUCCUAUCCCCGAAUGCACUGGCUCGGUCCCGCGAUGGGAGGUUGGCCAAUUGGGUUUGGUUUCAUUUUCUUGUAUAACUCGGCCAACAAUUACCUUGUGGAUACCUAUCAGCAUCAGGCAGCUUCUGCGCUUGCCGCGAAAACAUUCCUUCGAUCUAUCUGGGGUGCAGCCACCGUUCUCUUUACGGAACAGAUGUAUGCCAGACUGGGCUACCAGUGGGCAGGCUCGCUGCUGGCUUUCAUCGCCCUUGCUUGCUGUGCGAUUCCCUAUGUCUUCUAUUUCAAGGGAGCAUCCAUUCGUCGCUUCUCCAAGUUUGCUUUUAGCGAUGAUGAAGAGCAGGGCGAGAAGCACUGA
Molecule: messenger RNA, 2061 nt
Organism: Aspergillus saccharolyticus JOP 1030-1
Lineage: Eukaryota; Fungi; Ascomycota; Eurotiomycetes; Eurotiales; Aspergillaceae
Product: MFS transporter
Exons: 4
Coding region: 442-2061 (539 amino acids)
Biological process (GO): transmembrane transport
Molecular function (GO): transmembrane transporter activity
Source: RefSeq, a predicted model, not a curated record